AUGGCAGCGCGGUCCCGGAGACCCUGGCUGAGCGUGGUGCUGGGGCUGGUGCUGGGCUUCACCGCCGCCUCCUGGCUCAUCGCCCCCAAAGUGGCCGAGCUGAGCGAGAAGAAGAGGCGCGGCGCCAGCCUCUGCUCCUACUACGGCCGCUCGGCGGGGCCGGGGGCGGCCGGGGGCGCGGCGGCGCCGGGCGGGAAGCAGGCGCCGCCGGAGGCAGCGGCGGUGCUGGGCGGCACGAGUUUCAGGAGCAGCCCCUGGGAACUGCCGCCGGCGGCGGAGGAGGGCACGGUCUCCAGCCCCGCCGCCGGCGGAGAAGGGGAGCCGGAGGAGGAGGAGGAAGGCGGCGAGAAGCGGAGCGGCCGGCCCGGCGGCAGCCACAACGGGAGCGGGGACUGGGGGGGCGCCCCGGGCUGCGCCAAGCCCCGCAACUUCCUCUACGUGGGGGUGAUGACGGCCCAGAAGUACCUGGGCAGCCGGGCGGUGGCGGCGCAGCGGACGUGGGCGCCCUCGGUGCCGGGCCGCGUGGAGUUCUUCUCCAGCCAGGGCUCCGCCGCGCCCCCCGGGCUGCCCCUGCUGCCCGUCGUCGCCCUGCCCGGCGUGGACGACUCCUACCCGCCGCAGAAGAAGUCCUUCAUGAUGAUCAAGUACAUGCACGACCACUACCUGGACAAGUACGAGUGGUUCAUGCGGGCGGACGACGACGUCUACAUUAAAGGUGAAAAAUUGGAGGAGUUUCUUCGCUCACUGAACAGCAGUAAACCUCUGUAUUUGGGACAGACUGGUCUGGGUAAUAUUGAAGAACUCGGAAAACUCGGGCUGGAGCCUGGAGAGAAUUUCUGCAUGGGCGGGCCGGGAAUGAUCUUCAGCCGGGAGGUUCUCAGGAGGAUGGUGCCACACAUAGGCGAAUGCCUUCGAGAAAUGUACACCACUCAUGAGGAUGUGGAGGUGGGCAGGUGUGUCCGAAGGUUCGGAGGAACUCAAUGUGUUUGGUCAUAUGAGAUGCAGCAAUUGUUCCAUGAAAACUAUGAACACAACCGUAAGGGUUACAUUCAAGAUCUUCACAACAGCAAGAUUCACACAGCCAUAACACUUCAUCCAAACAAAAGACCAGCCUACCAAUACAGGCUGCACAAUUACAUACUGAGUCGCAAAAUUUCCGAACUGCGCUAUCGGACCAUCCAGCUCCAUAGAGAAAGUGCCCUGAUGAGCAAGCUCAGUAACAGUGAAGUAAAUAAGGAAGAUCAGCAACUGGGAGUGCUGCCAUCUUUCAAUCAUUUCCAGCCACGUGAAAGGGAUGAAGUCAUCGAGUGGGAGUUCCUGACAGGAAAAUUUCUUUACUCGAUGGUGGAGAACCAGCCACCCCGGCAGAGCCUUAGCAGUGUCCUGCGGGCUGCACUGGAUGACACCGUUAUGCAAGUCAUGGAAAUGAUAAAUGAGAACUCUAGAUCUAGAGGAAGGCUCAUUGAUUUCAAGGAAAUACAGUAUGGCUACCGCAGGGUGGACCCUCUGCAUGGAGUGGAGUACAUCCUGGAUUUACUGCUUUUGUACAAAAGGCACAAAGGAAGGAAAGUUACGGUUCCGGUGAGACGCCAUGCUUACCUUCAGCAAUUGUUUAGCAAACCUUUCUUCAAAGAAGCAGAGGAGCUGGAUGUAAGAAGCCUGCUGGAGGAUACCAACACUGACACUCAAUCUUUCUCUUUUCUUUCAAAUUCUUUAAAGAUUUUUUCCUCAUCAUUCCAAGGCACCAAAGACAUUGGAGGACGCAGUGACAAGAAAAUACAUAUUCUUGUCCCUCUCACAGGAAGAUUUGACAUUUUCUCAAGAUUUAUGGAUAACUUUGAGAAGACUUGUCUGAUUCCCAGGCAGAAUGUAAAGUUGGCAAUAAUUCUCUUCAGUUCCGAGUCUGGCCAAGACUCCAGCAAACACAUAGAGCUGAUGAAAGAAUACAGCAUUAAGUAUCCUAAGGCAGAUAUGACCCUGAUUCCGAUGGCAGGAAAGUUUUCUAGAGGUUUAGGUCUUGAAAUGGCCUCAUCUCGAUUUGACAAUGGUACUUUGCUGCUGUUCUGUGAUGUUGAUCUGGUAUUCACACCAGACUUCCUCCAGCGAUGCAGAGAUAACACUAUUCAGGGAGAACAGGUUUACUACCCUAUCAUCUUUAGCCAAUAUGAUCCGAAAGUAAUAUAUGGAGGCAGCCCUCCAGCUGACAGUAGUUUUGUUUUCACAAAAAGAACUGGAUUUUGGAGGGAGUAUGGAUUUGGAAUUACCUGUAUUUACAAAAGUGAUCUACUUACUGCUGGUGGAUUUGAUACCUCAAUUCAAGGCUGGGGACUUGAGGAUGUAGACCUCUUUACUAAAGUGAUAACGUCUGGCUUGAAGGCUUUCAGAAGUCAAGAAGUAGGAGUCGUCCAUAUUUUUCAUCCAGUUCAGUGUGACCCCAAUUUAGAUCCGAAACAAUAUAAAAUGUGCUUAGGGUCCAAAGCAAGUACGUUUGCCUCUACCAUGCAGCUUGCUGAACUCUGGCUACAGAAACAUUUGAGUGUCAGGUACAAUCGAACUCUCUCCUGA
Molecule: messenger RNA, 2565 nt
Organism: Gymnogyps californianus (California condor)
Lineage: Eukaryota; Metazoa; Chordata; Aves; Accipitriformes; Cathartidae
Gene: CHSY3
Product: chondroitin sulfate synthase 3
Exons: 3
Coding region: 1-2565 (854 amino acids)
Cellular component (GO): Golgi cisterna membrane
Molecular function (GO): glucuronosyl-N-acetylgalactosaminyl-proteoglycan 4-beta-N-acetylgalactosaminyltransferase activity
Source: RefSeq, a predicted model, not a curated record